This is a messenger RNA of Colletes gigas, 573 nucleotides long. RefSeq names its product dynein axonemal heavy chain 1-like. Bases 1 to 573 code for a protein of 190 amino acids. The record is from RefSeq and is a predicted model, not a curated record. The transcript has 2 exons. Lineage: Eukaryota; Metazoa; Arthropoda; Insecta; Hymenoptera; Colletidae.
AUGGAGCAGAACGUGGAACCGAAACGAUUGCCGCGGAACGUCGAGAUGGAGAGGAGACGAAGGGUUUAUCGAAAUUUAAAAAUCGAGGACGCUUUGGACGCCGAGGGCGUCGCCGCGAAGGAAAUCCUACAACCGUCCGCAAUUUCAUCGAUUCUAUCCCGCGAGGAUAUCUACGGGUUGUUCGCCACCGCUCAUCUCCUCCCGCUCGAGAUUUUCGACGACCAAGAAUACGAUUGCAGAACGACGGAGGAUUGGAUAAACCUUGGCAUAAUCGACGGAGUAUCGUACCCGUUGCCAGCCACAGUCUUCGUUCCAAGGUACCACGAGGAGGACGAGAGAUUUCGGCGGAUCGAUGAUCUGGCAGGGCAUUUGUUUGCUUGGCACAACGCUGCUGUUAUCAGUUACGAUAGCAGGAAGAAAUUGUGGACGGUGCUCACUCUGGACGGGAGGAAACGGAAAUACUUUAUACCGAGGAUCUAUAUCCGGUUCUACGCGGAGGACCCGAGGAUCUUCGCUAAAAGAGUGGCCGCUGCUGUCGAGCACAGACGAAUCGCCGAAGCUUCUAUAAAGUGA